Molecule: messenger RNA, 474 nt
Organism: Rotaria sp. Silwood1
Lineage: Eukaryota; Metazoa; Rotifera; Eurotatoria; Philodinida; Philodinidae
Source: the annotation of a GenBank genome assembly
AUGGCAACCAAUGUAUUCAAAGAAGAUAUUUUGAAAGAACUUGAUGAAACCAUUAAAACAGAUUCAAAUUUUACAAUUAAUACUACUAUUAGUCAAUCAUUAGAAUAUCUUGAUGUCACUGUUGAAAAUAAUAAUGGACAUUUAAAAAUAUCUAUUUAUCAUAAAUCAGCUUCAGAAUCCUAUAUUCUACCUUAUGAAUCUGAUCAUCCAAGACACAUUCAUGCGAAUAUAAUUUAUGCUGCAUUAGCGCAAGCUGCACUUAACUGUUCCAAUGUGGAAGAUUUUGAUAUGGAACGAUUAAGUACGGAAAUGAUAUUACUAGUUAACGGUUAUCCACCAAAAUUUAUACAACAUCAUAUAAAAAAAUUCUUUGUUAAAUAUGAUUCUAUGAGUCCUCGACAAGAUAUGUUGACCAGGAUGCAACCAAACACAGAAGCAGCUCGUACAACAAUGAAAGAACGGUUUAAUCAUUAA